This is a messenger RNA of Mesocricetus auratus (golden hamster), 4615 nucleotides long. Its product is annotated as interferon-inducible GTPase 1-like. Gene Ontology annotation, cellular component: endoplasmic reticulum membrane. Gene Ontology annotation, biological process: defense response; cellular response to interferon-beta. The record is from RefSeq and is a predicted model, not a curated record. Gene Ontology annotation, molecular function: GTPase activity; GTP binding. Bases 2602 to 4017 code for a protein of 471 amino acids. The transcript is spliced from 3 exons. Lineage: Eukaryota; Metazoa; Chordata; Mammalia; Rodentia; Cricetidae.
AGAAGGCAUGGGUGGGUCUGUACAAAGAGUUUGGAGCACAGUGGACAGUGGUUCCUGCAACUGAACUACAGGGAGCACAUACGCUUAACUCAGGAUAUUCUGGUGAUUCUGAAAAGCGACUAGAUCCAUGCCCUACUGUGAUUGGCCAAAACACCCUGAGAAGGGAGAACAGAAGUCAAAUGAAUAUGUAAGUCCUUCAGAGGAGGGCAUGGGUGGGUCCAUAGGAGACUGCAGCACAGUGGACAGUGGUUCCUGCAGAUGAACUACAAUCCUGAGCCCUCUGGACUGUGGAGAAGAAGUCUCUCUAUGUGCUGCUUCUGCUGUAGCUGACUGUGCAAAGCUGUGUCUGAAGAAUCUUCUUCACUGUGAUUUUCUUUACUGUAAAGCAGGGAUGCAAACAAUAUUCUCUCCAUCUUGAGGAUUGCAAGCUGUGUCAGGAUGGGGUGACAGCUGUCAUUUAGGCAGGCUUCCUUUUGUAAUGUUGCUGUGUCACAGCAUUCUUGUUCUCAGUGCUCAUAUUCAGUAGAAAAAAACUUGCACACAACUAUCACACUGGAGUCUGCAUCACAAAUCUGAGAACUAAAACUGAAAGAAUUAGAGGAAAACAGAAAAGAUGAGAAUAGGAUUUGUGCUUUCAGGGACAUUGUGCCUGUCCUGUGAGUGACAGUCACCCUCAACAGUAAAUCAGGCAAUGGUGUUUAUUUAAACAGGUUUAGCUUUUCUUUUAGGACAUUUCUUUUCCCACAUCUUCCUAGCCUAGAUCUGCAGUCAGUUUAAACACAGUUCUGCAGUUCUUGUAUCCUGCAAACAGAUCCCCAUUUGUCCUUUGCAUUGGACAGGGGCUGCAUGUACAGUGAGUCUGUAUACGCUUGUGAAGGCACUUAUGCACAGUGUUAUUCUAUAGAGAUCCCUCUUUUAUAUUAGACUGUUUUUAUGCCCUCACCAGACUGUUGGUACCAACUCUUUUUUAAUGUAGUAACACUUCAAUUUCCCACUGAACUUUUAGAAUUACAGAACUUGCACAAAUAUUCACAAUAAAUCCAAGUGCUUUCCUCAUAUUCCCCAUUCAUUCUCUGGUUAUAAACCACCAUAUACAUGUGUGUUGGUGAAGAAGAAGUGAGCAAGACACAGGGACAAUCUGUUAUCUGAGUUCAUUAUACUGUAGGAGGGUGACAGCAACUGAUCCUAGACAGACACACAUUAUGUGGCAGUGAGUUCUGAUGGUGAAUGAUAAAGAAAUGAUGGUGAAUGAUAAAGCUGGGUACAUUAUUAUUUCCAAAUGUAAAUGGCAAAGCUAAAGCCUGCAUAACUGUAGUAAAACCUAUUGCACUUUAUACGUAAUGAACUUUCCCUGGGUGAGAUGGUAUCCUUAUAGUAUUUCUUAGAAUUAAGUUGACAUCACAUGACUUCAGUGUCAAUAGGAUAACUCUGGCUGUUUGAUCAUUCAUGUUGUUGCAAGAACAACCAUGGGAAAUACAUUAAUGUCGAUGACAUAAAAACUGGGAUUGAGGAAGUCUUGAAGAAGAUAAUGUAGGAGAAAUAAUCAAUUGUAAUUGGAUUUGGAAAUAGAGGCUAAAACCGCAAACUGAUUUGACAUGAAUGAGACAUAAAAUGGAAGCUUCAGGAUGACAACAGAGAUUUGCUGUUUCCUUAGCUGAUUGUGGGGGUCCACUGUGCUGCCAUGGGAAGUUUAAUAGGUAUGAUUGUGGAGAACAAAGGAAAGAAAUAGGAGAUCUGAACUAAAUACCCAACAAUAAAACUCAGGUCUUUAAGUCUGACAGCAAGAGUAUUUACCUGCUGAGUAAUCUUGCUGAAUUUGAUAUUCUUAUUUUUUAGACAGAGUCUCAAGGAGGCCAGGCUAGCCUCUAACUCACUAUGUAUCAAGGAUGACCUGGAGGGACUGACCAUCUUAUAUCUACUCCCUGAGUACCAGAAUCAAAGGGAUCCAUAAGCAGCUGCAUUUGAGGAGGUGCUGAGGAUUGAACCCAAGGCUUUAUUCACACUGGGAAAGAUCUCUCCCACAUGACUAUAUCUGCAGUGCACAGUUAGAUUGCUUUCAUAAAGUAAAAGUUUAAAAGAAAACAAUUAAUCUUAUUGAUGACUUGAAGACUCUAAAAUAUUUAUUGAAUAAAUGGAAUUUAACAUGGUCUUUAUGAAUAAUAAGCUUUAUGUUAUUGUAAGUAAUAUUCCUCAUGGAGACAAGCUUCAUGUCAUAAAAAAGACAGAAGGAAAGUAAAUCUGAAAUAAUUGAAGUUAUUUCAGACAAAAUUACAGUUGGACUUACUGACAUCCUUGACAAUAUCAAAACACAGACAAAAUUGAUUCAUUUGACCAUUAGAGACUGAUUAAACAUAUGUCAAUCAUCAUUCAUUAUUACUUACUUUCCAACUUGAGAAGCUAUGUGUUUGUUGAUUAACUUUCCAUUCAUUUGAAGGCACAAACACAAACCAAUCAGCACAAAAUAUAUGGGAACUAAUCAAAAUCAGAAUGUAAUUAAGAAUGCAACAUAGUGAAGGAACAUGGUGCUAAGGAUGAAGGAAUCUUUGAUCUCUUGCAACUUACUCUUCCUUCCUUCUUUCAGUAACUGUUUUGAUCACAAUUAUGAGUCAGUCCUCCUCUUAUACAGCUGAGCAUGAAGACCAUGGAGAUUUGGUGUCUGACUUCACUGAAUAUUUUAAGAAGUUUAAGAGAGAAAAUGAAAUCAUUUCUCAGGAAACCAUCCAUUUAAUAGAGUAUAAUCUGAAAAAAGGAAACAUUGAGGGGUUACACUCUGUAAUCAGUAAUGCAUUAAAAAAUAUUGAUAAUGCCCCAAUAAGCAUUGCUGUGACAGGAGAGUCUGGAGCAGGGAAGUCCAGCUUGAUCAAUGCCCUGAGAGAAGUUGGGCAUGAAGACAAAAGUGCAGCUGAAGUUGGAGUAGUGGAGACGACUAUGGAGAGAACUCCAUACAAACACCCCAAAGUUAAAACUUUGACAUUGUGGGACCUGCCUGGCAUCGGAACAAUGAACUUUCCACCGAAAGAUUAUCUGGAGAAAGUGAAAUUCCAAGAGUAUGACUUCUUUAUUAUUGUUUCAGCCACACGUUUUACCAAACUUGAACUGGACCUUGCCAAAGCAAUCAGAAUAAUGGGAAAGAAUUACUACUUUGUGAGAACCAAGGUAGACUUUGAUUUAGACAAUGAGAAGUGCAAACCACAUACAUUUGACAGAGAAAGGAUCCUGCAGAUGAUCAGAAGCUACUGUGAGAAAACCUUUAUUCAGAAUAACAUGGAUGCACCACAGAUUUUCUUGAUCUCUAACAUCAGUUUAUCUGACUAUGAUUUUCCGGUUCUGAUGGACACCCUGAUAAAGGAUCUUCCUGCUCAGAAGCGCCACAAUUUUAUGCUUUCCUUGCCUAACAUUACGGAGGCAGCCAUUGACAGAAAACGCAAGUCUAUGCAGAAUUAUAUCUGGUUGGAAGCUAGCAUGUCUGCAAUCAUGGCUGUACUUCCUAUGGUGGGCAUCCUCAGGGAUGAUGUGGAGAAGCUAAAGGUGAAUUUAAACCACUAUCAAGUCACCUUUGGGGUGGAUGCUGAAUCUCUGGAAUUCAUUGCCAAGGAUUUCCAAGUGCCUGUUGAACAACUGAAAAAAAUCAUUAAAUCUCCUUAUUUAUUGGAAACUAAGAAAGAAGAAACAUCAGAGGAAAUGUUGAUGAAAUACUUGGAGACAUUUAUGUCAGCAACUGGUGGGCCCCUUUCUUCAGCUAUUCACUUUAGGAAAACCUAUUACUUGCAACUACUUUUCCUUGACACAGUGACUGAAGAUGCCAAAGUUCUCUGUCGGAGGUCAUUCAAGGAGAUCAAUAGAGAGCAUUCAAACUCAUGGAACAUGGCUGGGCAAGCCCAGAAGACUACUUGUCCUGAGGCCCUCGUGCUGUUAUUGAGCAUAGCUAUGGUUGUUGUCUUCAUGGUUACCACAUCCAUCAAAAUCUGUGGGUUGUAUGAAACUAACCCCUCACAGGGCAGGAUUACUGAUCCUUAAAAUAGUGAUUGACUUUUUCCAAGUAUUUCUGUUGGAGCAGAUUCCUGAUUCCUUAGAAAGAAUUUAGACUUAUAAAUUUUUAGUAAAGUUAAAGAUGUUUCUGUUAAUGACUUUGGGGUAGAAAAUCUUUGGAAACUAUUUAAGGUUUAUGAAGACACACUUUUAAUGAUUGAUUGAGGGACUCGUUGAGGUCAGUGAAGACAAAUAAUGAUACCAUGGCUAUAGCUGGCUUUUGUACCUCUCUAUUGAGAAUGGGCAGGUGAUCGAAGUUGAUGAUGAGUUCCUUGUACAAAUUGUAAGCCCCUCAAGUCACAGGAGUUGCAAUGUUCCUCCCCUGAGAACCUUUACCUGCCAGGAUACACAUACAGUAUAUCUAACUGCCAUAACUGCUUGACCCUCCUAAAGAGUAAAAAGGUCUCUGGACAUAAAAUCCCACCAAUGUCCAUCCUUGAAAGCUCAACUAUGAAAAGAUCCACCCCCUUCCUCGUAACAUCUCUAUAACCCCUGUAUCCCAUUCAGAUGGCUUCUGUUUCUUGCCCAAGCAGAAGCAGCCUCAUUCCUGACUUUUUUCCUUCCAAAUAAAUCUCGUGUGAGCUUU